UUUUUUUUUUCUUUUUUUCCAGGAUUGCUCUUCCUGGUGGAGCGAUAAAAAGCAGGACACAUUUCUUACAAGGGGUAUUUUUCUGUUCAGCUUGCCAGAGAGCUAAUUGCAGUAUACGCUAGAGGAUUAUGGCUAGAGGCGGAAUGAGGGGCAGAGGAGGCAUGAAUCGAGGAAUAGGUGGCAGACCACCAUACAAGGUGAAGAUGUUUCUUCCCCGUCAUCCCUUCGACUUGGCUUUGUGUGAAUCAUCUUUUCCUAGGACGAAACCAGCAGCCGAAGAAACAGCAUUCACACAAGCUCUGCUUAAACGCAACAGUGACUUGUCUCCUACACCAGUCGAACAAACUGCUAUUUUGAAUCUCGUGACGAAGAUACAGACUGUUUUGGAUAACCUUGUGGUCGCGCCUGGAAACUUUGAUGCCUGUCAAUUGGAUGAAGUGCGUCAGGUUGGAUCGUUCAAGAAAGGCACCAUGGUUACUGGAUCGAAUAUAGCUGAUAUUGUAGUAAUCCUGAAAACUCUACCCACUAAAGAAGCUGUUGACGCGCUCGGGAAUAAAGUAAAGGAAGACCUGAAGAAUCUGAUGAAAAAUGAAAUCGUACCCAAAGGCGAACAACUCGUACACGCAACCAACGAGAGAGGUUUGGAAAUUAAGAACACAUUUGCUUGUGUGCGAGUCCUCGUUACCACACUGCAUCACAACAUUCGCAAGUUGGAUCCGGAAAUCCAUUUAGACCAGAAGAUUAUGCUUAGCCACCUUGCAGCAAUUCGUCACAGCAGGUGGUUUGAAGAAAAUGCCCACCAUUCUUCGAUUAAAGUUUUAAUUCGUUUACUGAGGGACGUGAGAACGAGGUUUGAAGGUUUUGAGCCACUAACACCAUGGAUGUUGGAUUUGCUAGCUCAUUUUGCAAUUAUGCAUAAUCCCAGCCGCCAAGCCCUACCAAUCAAUGUAGCAUUCCGCCGAGUUUUCCAACUUCUAGCUGCUGGACUAUUUCUUCCCGGUUCCGCUGGCAUUACUGAUCCGUGUGAGGGUGUCAGUCUUCGAAUUCACACGGCCAUCACACUCGAGCAGCAAGAUAUCUGCUGUUUAACAGCCCAGACCUUGUUAAGAGUCCUAUCACAUGGUGGCUUCAAGCAGAUCUUAGGAAUGGAGGGAAGUAGCAACAUUGCUAAAGAAAUGUCUAUCUGGGAAGGCGUUGUAGUUUCCCCAUUGGAUAAAGCGUACGAGAAUCCCCCAGAGCGAAAAGAAGGAGAAGACGAUGAUGAGAUGGAGGAAGGAGAUGGUGACGAAAUAAUGGAAAUACAGGAGGCAUAAAAUCGUCGAUUGUAUUAUUAUGUAACACAGUAGGUAUAAUUUAUUGGGUCAUUUUCUUAGUAUCGAUCUGAAUUCAAUGUCGGGCCGCUUUAGCACGGAAUAUGUAUCGAUACAUAAUUUGGAUUAUAAUUUUGUGGUAUUGAACGAAUUUUUUUUUGUGAUUUUUAACACGGAAUAAGCGAAACAAAUUACUGUUUAUAAGUGAUAUCUUUAGAGGUCGGGUUUAAUUUCGAUUUUUGGCACCCGCAUCUUUUUAUUUAUGCGUAGAUGAGUUUGCAAAUUUAUUUAAGCGUGUAACGGGCACUUUACGAUUAAUUACUCUAUAUCUUUUGUUAACGUUAUGUUAUGGUUUCUAUCAUACUGUGGUCUAAACAGCAGUACAUACAAAUUAUGAUAGGCUGAAGUGUCUGCUUAUUGGUUUUCGUAAUCGUAAAUUUCUUUUAUAGUUAAAUUAAAGCGAAACUGCUGCAAACCCGCUUGCAUCAUUUGACGAAUUCAAUGUUUUAUUAAAUUAAGAAACAUUUUUAAACCAUAAAAUAUGAAUUUCCAAUUCAAAUCAGUUGAAUUAAAUUAUACCAAUGUCAAGUUACUGUAACGUAAGUUGGUGUUUUAUUAGCUACUUUUUUUAUAAGCCAAUGGGUCAUUUAUCACAUAAUAUUUACAAUAGUGUCGAUAUGUGAAAUCAUUGAUGUGUGUUUGUCACUGUUAGUAAAAUAAUACAUGAUCGAAAGCUA
Messenger RNA from Dendroctonus ponderosae (mountain pine beetle), 2047 nucleotides. RefSeq names its product interleukin enhancer-binding factor 2 homolog. NCBI's taxonomy places the organism in Eukaryota, Metazoa, Arthropoda, Insecta, Coleoptera, Curculionidae. Bases 129 to 1313 code for a protein of 394 amino acids. The record is from RefSeq and is a predicted model, not a curated record. The transcript is spliced from 3 exons.